Astyanax mexicanus (Mexican tetra) is the source of this 1680-nucleotide messenger RNA. RefSeq names its product melanocortin 5a receptor (gene mc5ra). Bases 188 to 1177 code for a protein of 329 amino acids. Lineage: Eukaryota; Metazoa; Chordata; Actinopteri; Characiformes; Acestrorhamphidae. The record is from RefSeq and is a predicted model, not a curated record. Gene Ontology annotation, cellular component: membrane. The transcript has 2 exons. Gene Ontology annotation, molecular function: melanocortin receptor activity. Gene Ontology annotation, biological process: G protein-coupled receptor signaling pathway.
AUACUCUUACACACACACACAGUGCUGCACUGUGAUGAACGCGGCUCGAGCCGUUUGGACUUCAUCUAUAAACCCAACCAGUAAUCAGCGCGCGCGGCUCUCAGGACAAUGAUGCCCCCUUCACCACCCUGCUGACCACGUCCAGGACAUCUCUGGGGCAUAUCUGGAUCUGAAGAGCUCAACCAAAAUGAAUACCUCUGAGGCCACCGUAGUCCCUUUGUGGACCUUCAUGGUUAACUCGAGCCUACUUUCUUACAUCCCCAAUGUUACCCAAGCUCCAUCCCAGACCAAAUCCAAAGCCUGCGAGCAACUGAACAUCGCCACAGAGGUUUUCCUCAUCCUGGGCAUCAUCAGUCUGCUGGAGAACAUCCUGGUCAUCUGCGCCAUCGUCAAGAACAAGAACCUGCACUCGCCCAUGUACUUUUUUGUCUGUAGUCUUGCUGUGGCAGACAUGCUCGUUAGCGUCUCUAACGCUUGGGAGACCAUCAUCAUUUAUCUGCUCAACAACCAACAGCUGGUGGUGGAAGAUCACUUUAUUCGGCAGAUGGACAACGUCUUUGACUCCAUGAUCUGCAUCUCAGUGGUGGCCUCCAUGUGCAGCCUUCUGGCCAUCGCAGUGGAUCGCUAUGUCACCAUUUUUUACGCACUGCGCUACCACAACAUAAUGACAGUCCGGCGGGCGGCGCUCAUCAUCGCUGGAAUCUGGACCUUCUGCACCGGCUGCGGCAUCGUCUUCAUCAUCUACUCAGACAGCACGCCUGUCAUCGUGUGCUUGGUGUCCAUGUUUUUCAUCAUGCUCGCCCUCAUGGCCUCGCUGUACAGCCACAUGUUCAUGCUGGCCCGUUCCCACGUCAAACGCAUCGCAGCGCUGCCAGGCUACAACUCCAUUCACCAGCGGGCCAGCAUGAAGGCGGCCAUCACCCUCACCAUCCUGCUGGGCAUCUUCAUCGUGUGCUGGGCGCCUUUCUUCCUCCACCUCAUCCUCAUGAUCUCCUGCCCCAGAAACCUUUACUGCAUGUGUUUCAUGUCGCACUUCAACAUGUACCUCAUCCUGAUCAUGUGCAACUCUGUCAUUGACCCGCUCAUCUAUGCCUUCAGGAGUCAGGAGAUGCGGAAGACCCUCAAAGAGAUCAUCUGCUGCUACAGCCUGAGGAAUGUCUUUAGAAUGUCCAAGUAAAAUCCAGCGCACAUAGACUUUGAUUGUCCUCCAAAAAAAGAAAAACUAGCCUAUCAUUCUCAAACAAAUGCUAAAAAAGCUAAGCAUUAGCAAAGAGUUAGUGAACUGUUUUGGAGUGCAAUUCUUUGAGGUAUCUAUAGUAUAUUCUUUUUUUUUGUUUUUCAUUUACACUGGUUUAUUUGCUUCAUUUUUAAAAUGUUCUACAGCUACAGCCAAUGUUAGAACUGGAGCAUGGUGGCUUGUGUUGAGAAAUCAGGAUGGAGAAUGGAGUUUGACUGAAAAUGCAAGUGUUUAAGGGAGGAUAGUGGUGUUUGGUCGGAGAAUGCAAGUGUUUAACCCUUGUGUGGUGUUCGGAUCUGUGGAACCCGUUUUAAUUUUUAAUCAAAUGAUACCAAAAAAAAUAUUUUUUCUAACUCAAACUCAUUGGCAUUGGCUCAUUUUUUGUGGAAAACAUAUAUCAAAACACAUUUUCGAUAAACACACACUGUACACCCCCCCCCCCC